Molecule: messenger RNA, 2370 nt
Organism: Dipodomys ordii (Ord's kangaroo rat)
Lineage: Eukaryota; Metazoa; Chordata; Mammalia; Rodentia; Heteromyidae
Product: protocadherin beta-18-like
Exons: 1
Coding region: 1-2370 (789 amino acids)
Biological process (GO): homophilic cell-cell adhesion
Cellular component (GO): plasma membrane
Molecular function (GO): calcium ion binding
Source: RefSeq, a predicted model, not a curated record
AUGGAGACCAAGAGACUGCUAUUCUGGAGACAAAGGCAAGUGCUAUUUCUCCUUUUGUUUUGGGGUGUGUGCUUAGAUGGUUCUGAGUUUGGACUUUAUUCAGUGGCUGAGGAAUCAGAAAGAGGAUCAUUUGUGGUCAAUCUUGCACAGGAUCUAGGGCUAAGGGUGGAGGAGCUGUUUGCAAGGAAAACUAGAGUGGUUUCUGAUUCUUACAAACAACACUUGCUCUUGGAUUCUCAUACUGGAGAUUUGCUCACAAAUGAAAAACUAGACCGGGAGAAGCUAUGCAGCUCCACAGAGCCCUGUAUUCUAUACUUUCAAAUUUUAAUGGAUAACCCCUUUCAGAUUUACCGGGCUCAACUGAGACUUAUGGAUAUAAAUGAUCAUGCACCAGUAUUCCCAAACAAAGAAAUGGUAUUGAAAAUACCAGAAAAUACCGCUGAAGGGACAGCAUUUCCACUACAAAGAGCGCAGGACUUGGAUGAAGGACUAAAUGGUAUCCAAAAUUACACCAUCAACCCCAACCUCAUUUUCCAUAUUGAAAUUAGCGACAGUGAUGAAGGCAUAAUAAAUCCAGAGCUUGUGCUUGACAAAACUCUGAACUGGGAGGAUCAGCAGGAGCUCAGUUUAACACUGACAGCAUUGGAUGGUGGGAUUCCACCCAGGUCUGGAACAGCCACUGUACAUAUUGUGGUUGUGGACAUCAAUGAUAAUGCCCCUCAGUUUUCACAGGCAGUUUAUGAGACCCAAGUUCCAGAAAACAGCCCUAUAGGCUCUGCUAUUGUUAAAGUCUCAGCAGAAGAUGUUGACUCAGGAGUCAAUGCAGAAAUAUCCUAUUCUUUUUUUGAUGCAUCUGAAGAUAUUCAGGCAAUGUUUCAGAUCAAUCCUUUGUCUGGGGAAAUAAUUCUCAAAGCAUCGCUUGAUUAUGAGUUAGUGAAGUCUUACAAAAUAAAUAUUCAGGCAGUUGAUGGAGGGGGCCUUUCUACAAGAUGUACAGUUAGGCUUCAGGUAUUAGACAUUAAUGACAAUCCUCCCGAACUGAUUAUGUCAUCACUUUCAAACUACGUUGAAGAAAACUCUCCUGAGUCCAUACUGGCAGUUUUUAGAGUUAAAGACAGAGACUCCGGGGAAAAUGGAAAGAUGGAUUGUUCUAUCCAAGAAAAUCUCCCUUUCCUUCUGAAACCAUCUGUGGACAAUUUUUACAUACUAAUGACAGAAGGAUCCCUAGACAGAGAAAGCAGAGCUGAAUACAACAUCACCAUCACCGUCACCGAUUUGGGGACCCCCAGACUGCAAACCCAGCACACCUUCACCCUGCAGGUGUCCGACGUGAACGACAACGCCCCCGAAUUCACGCAGUCGUCCUACACCCUGUGGGUCCGCGAGAACAACAGCCCCGCCCUGCACAUUGGCACCAUCAGCGCCACAGACAGAGACUCGGGCAGCAACGCCCAGCUGACCUACUCGCUGCUGCCCGGCCCGCAGCCCGGCGCCGACGCGGCGGCGGCGCUGGUGUCCAUCAACGCGGACAGCGGGCAGCUGUUCGCCCUGAGGGCGCUGGACUAUGAGGCCCUGCAGGCGUUCGAGGUGCGCGUGCGCGCCGCCGACCGCGGCUCGCCCCCGCUCAGCAGCCAGGCGCUGGUGCGCGUGCAGGUGCUGGACGCCAACGACAACUCGCCCUUCGUGCUGUACCCGCUGCAGAACGCGUCUGCGCCCUGCACCGAGCUGCUGCCCAGGGCGGCCGAGCCGGGCUACCUGGUGAGCAAGGUGGUGGCGGUGGACCGCGACUCGGGCCAGAACGCCUGGCUGUCGUUCCAGCUGCUCAAGGCCACGGAGCCCGGGCUGUUCAGCGUGUGGCCGCACAAUGGCGAGGUGCGCACCGCCAGGCUGCUGAGCGAGCGCGACGCGCCCAAGCACAGGCUGCUGCUGCUGGUCAAGGACAAUGGCGAGCCGCCGCGCUCGGCCAGCGUCACGCUGCACGUGCUGCUGGUGGAUGGCUUCUCGCAGCCCUACCUGCCGCUGCCCGACGCGGAGGCGCCCGAGCGCGCGCAGCCCGACCGCCUCACUGCCUACUUGGUCAUCGCGCUGGCGGCCGUGUCUUCUCUCUUCCUCUUGUCUCUGCUGCUCUUCGUGGCCGCCAGGCUGUGCAGGAGGAGCAGGGCGCGCUCGCUGGCCGGCUGCGCGCUGCCCGAUGGCCCCUUGCCUGGACACCUGCUGGACGUGAGUGGCACGGGGACUCUGGCCCACAGCUACCAGUAUGAGGUGUGUCUGCAGGGAGGUUCUACUGGGAGUAGCGAUUUCAAGUUCUUGAAACCGAUUUACCCUAAUAUUUAUGCUCCUUGUAAUAAUGAUGAAAACCCCACCUUUUGA